AUCAACCUUCUUACCAUAUUCAUAGUAACCUCCAUCACCGCCGCAGCCGUAAUCACUAUAAACCUGCUAAUAACUGAAAUACUACCUGACUCAGAAAAACUAUCCCCCUACGAGUGCGGAUUUGACCCCCUCGGCUCUGCUCGCCUACCCCUAUCAAUUCGAUUUUUCAUGAUCGCCAUCUUAUUCCUACUUUUCGAUCUUGAAAUCGCUAUCCUGCUCCCACUCACAUGAGCCACCCACGCCCUAAACCCCCUAAAAACCGCCACAUGGGCCAUCAUUAUCUUCCUAUUCUUAUUCAUCGGAUUAACAUACGAAUGACUCCAGGGCGGCCUAGAAUGAGCAGAAUAG
Molecule: messenger RNA, 348 nt
Organism: Alligator sinensis (Chinese alligator)
Lineage: Eukaryota; Metazoa; Chordata; Crocodylia; Alligatoridae
Source: the annotation of a RefSeq genome assembly